UUUGAACAUAUAUCUUACUUGAACAACAUUUAACUUCAACUACACAUACGUUCUUCCUAUCAAUACAUACGGCCGUACAGAUAUUUAGAUUUUUAAGUGAUAAUUUUCUGCAAAGUGAGAGGUUAGGUACAAUUAGUAUCAUAUAUUUCAUAAUAUUUCAUCGAAGUUUUCUAUUGCACACAGAUACUAUAACAAUUAAUGUUCUAUUAAUCGCAGAUAAUAUUUAUAUAUAUGUAUAUAUAUUAAUCAAACGUAAACUUUUUAAAAUAUAACAAAAAAUAUGAAUUCAUUUCAAAGUAGACGCCGUAAGCCUAUUUUGCAAUUAGAAUCAAAGAGGCGAGCGAGGAUUCUGUUACAAAUGAGGCGAUUUUAUCAAACAAGAUGUAACGAUGAACAGCAGCGUAAUUCCAGACAACAAUUAAUGUCGUUGGUAGACAUAACAGACGGAAAUAGUCUUGCUAGUAAUAAUGAAACUAAUAAUGAGACAAUAUCUUCUGUCGAGUUAAAUAUGAAUGAAAACGUUUCUGAUGACUUAACGCAUGUCGAAAGUGAGCAAAAUCUUGAAGUCAAUGACGUACCAAUCGUAGACAAUAAUUGUAGUAGUACAAUCAGUAAUAAUGAUGUAUUUUUGUACACUGUAAAUAGGGUAUUUCAAAAAUCUUUAGCGUCAGCGUUUAUAAAAUGUAAUUUGACUCAUUCACAAGGAAAUAUAAUUUUAAAUAUAUUACGAUCACAUAAAUGUCAUACGUUUCUACCAAAAGAUACAAGAUCAUUACUUAACACGCCGCGUGACAAAACUGCAGUUCGUUCAAUAUAUCCAGGACAAUAUCUUCAUAUUGGUUUCGAAACAAGCAUUAAUAACAUUCUCAAGAAAACUUCACCGAAUCAAAUUCCUUCCGUUCUUGAAAUAGACUGGAGUACCGAUGGCGCAAAGGUAAACAAAUGUGGGACAAUGCAAAUUUGGCCUAUCCAAAUUUCAAUAAGUAAUAUAAGUUACAGCAAACCUGAAGUAGUAGGUAUCUAUAUAGGGAAAAAAAAGCCAGGUGACAUUAAUUUAUUUAUGGAUGAAUUUGUAACUGAUGUAUUGCAAGUUCUUGAAAGAGGCAGUAUAAUAUUUAAUUAUCAACAAAUCCCCAUUACACUAAGAGCAUUCAUCGCAGAUGCUCCAGCUCGUUCUUGGUUAUUGAAUCAUUAUGGGCAUACAUUGAGUCAUGCAUGCGGAAAAUGUAAAGUUGUCGGUGUACGAUAUGAACAACGAAUGAUCUUUUUAGGUACAAAUCAUCGUUUAAGAACAGAUGAGGAGUAUAUUCGGAUAACAGACCGCGAUCAUCAUAAAGGGACAAGUCCUUUAUCCCGAUUACCUAUGGAAAUGGUGACACAAGUUCCCGUAGACUAUAUGCACUUAGUGUGUAUAGGAGUUGUGAAAAAAUUAUUAACCGCGUGGAUUACAGGAAAAUAUGGUAAAAAAGCAAAAUUAUCAGGUCGAAACAUAGACGUAGUAUCAAAACGGCUUGAACUUCUUUCCCAUUAUUGUCCACGGGACUUUGCCAGAAAACCCAGGUCAUUGAGCGAUUAUUCAGAUUAUAAAGCCACAGAGGGACGACAAUUCAUUUUAUAUACUGGACCUGUAGUAAUGCUUGGUAUUAUGGAAAAGCAAACGUAUACUCAUUUCUUAUUUCUACAUUCAGCAAUUCGUAUGCUUUGCAGUAACACAUUUUCGAAUAUGUCUUUAUUACAACGUGCAGAAGUAGCACUUAAAAAAUUUAUUGAAAAAUGCCAAUUUUUCUAUAAACUUACUUUUAUGUCUUAUAAUGUGCAUGCUUUACUACACCUGGUGACAGAUGUAAAACGCUUUGGUCCGUUAGACAGUUUUUCCGCUUUUAAAUAUGAAAAUAAUAUGCAAUUUUUUAGACGCUCGUAUAGAAAACCCCAUCAGGCUUUACAGCAAUUUGCCCUCAGACAGGCAGAAAUAAAUAAUCGUAAGAAAGAGCUUUGUUCCACGUCCACCAAUGUAACAGUUACACAAGUGUUUGAUAGGCAUAGCGAAGGUCCUCUUCCAUUAGAACUUUUACCUACACAUUGUCGACAGUACACAAAAAUACAAAUCGAAAGUAUGUUUUUUAAUGUUACUUCACUUGGCGACAAAUGUUGUAUUUUAAAAGAUUCUUUAGUAUGUGUAAUUGAAAACAUACUAGAAAUAAAUGAAACAUACCAUUUUGUGAUAAAGAAAUUCGAAAUUGUGGAAGAUUUUUAUGAUGUUGGCAUUUUAUCAUCAUCAUUAGAUAUUUACAAAUGUUCUGCAUUAUCAAGCGAUCUUUAUGUGAUAUCUAUUACUGAAGUGCAAGCAAAAUGUUACAUGAUGUUAUCUUGGAAAGUCAUUGAUGACGAAGGCUCUGAUUCUAGCAGUGAUUCCGAAACAGAUAAGCCAGUUGAUGGGGAAUACAUCGUAUCAGUUCUUUUAUAGAAACUAUUAUAAUACAUCUACAGUAACAAGAAAACACUAAAAGGGAUAAUCGGAAGUAAAAGAGCAAAAACAUAAAUACAUGCACAACUUAAUAUUAAACAAAAGUAAUGAAUGAAUGUUUCCUGAAAAUAACUCUAAUUGUACAUAAAACUUGUAUGUAUCUUGUAACAUUAUUCGUAAAAUUGUACUUGUUCCACUUUUGCAUUUUUCCUUCUGCAUUAUAUAUUUUUUAUUAGCACAAGAAUUAUAUGACAAAUUUAAUAUAAUUAAAAUUAAAUAAGGGUAAGAUACGUCUAUGUAUUGGUUAAAUGUAUGGCCUAUUGCACAUGAAAUGUAUAAACCAAAAUAUAAGACCACUGGACCAAUGAGCAUCUAGUAUACAUUAAGUCACUAUAUUUGAUUUACACAAGAUUCUAAUGGGCUUAUCCAGAUAAACUUGCAUAGCUACGUAACUAUUAUAUAUACAUAAGGAAAUUGAUUGGAUCUAUUUCUUUAUGCAUUUGCCAAUCUAUUUCCUUUUAUGCAUAUGGUUAUGCAACUAUGCAAGUUUGUGUGGAUAGGCCCUUAUUAGUAUGUUUAUGCUACACUAUGUAUUUUAUGUGCAAUAAAGCUAUAUCCACACAAACUUGCAUAAGCCCAUAAGCAUAUGCACAAUCAUAAGCAUAAUAAGGAUCAAUUCAGACGAAGUUUGCAUAGCUGCAUAACCAUAUGCAUAAAGAAAUGAACCAAUCAUAUCUAAUAAGAAAAGUGCUACACAAAUGUAUCUUUAUAUGUGUACGCAUAUGCAGUGUCGUAAAAAAACGUUCAAUCGUCAUUGUAGAAUAAAUAUUAUCAAAUUGACAUAUAUAUAUUCCGUGGAUUUGUAAUAUUAUAUUGUGCAAUCCGUGUUACUCGACAUAUCCUCUGAAAAAUCUAAAAAUUGAAAUAUGGAAGCUGAAGAAUUAUGUGCUUUGUCAUGUUUGAGUUAUAUGUUAUACAGACGUCGUCGAUAUCGUCUAUUAAAAAAACAUAAGAGAAGAUGGUGGUGUCGUCCAAUUAAUACAUUAAGAUUUUAUCAAGGAGAUUUUGACCACCUCUUUCAAAAAUUGAAACAAGAUUCAGAUAUGUUUUUUAAAUAUACACGAAUGAAUGAAGAUACUUUUAAUUUAUUAUUAAGCAAGAUUGUAUCAUAUUUAAAAAAAUCUAAUUGGCGAGCCUUGUCUCCAGAGCAGCGUUUGAUUAUUACACUCAGGUUUCUUGCAACAGGUGACCAAAUGACAUCAAUAGCAUUAGCAUAUCGCAUUGGAUUAUCAACUGCUCAUUCCGUAGUUAAGGAAACAUGCGAAAUAAUUUCAAACGUACUUAGUACUGAAUAUCUUAAUCCACCAACAUUGAAUGAGUGGAAAAAUAUAAGCACGGGCUUUUGGCAACGGUGGAAUUUUCCAAACACAAUUGGUGCAAUGGAUGGAAAGCACAUCCAGAUACAAGCACCACCAAAAUCUGGGAGCUUAUAUUUUAAUUAUAAGAAGACUUUUAGCUUAGUACUCAUGGCUAUAUGUGAUCGAAUAAAUAUUGUAUCCAGUACUAUUUUUACUUUUUUAUUUCUGUAUCAAAAGUACAAAAAUAUACAUAUCUAUGUGCUGAAUUACAUAUAUAAUUAAUGUAAAACAAGUGGCAACAAUGCAUAUAAAUUAAUAUCACUUUUACUUUGGUUUUGAUUAUAAUGAAAUGUAAAAAUUUUAAUACAUUUGAACAAAAUAAUAUUUGUUAUCAUAGAACACGUUAAUACGUCUUAAAGUUAUAAAUAAAAGUUUAUUUUCAAGCAAACAAAAAUUUUAUGCUUAUUUUAUUUGUAAUAGAAAAUAAAAUUAAAAAGAAAAUAAACUAAAAAAACUUCAAAUAAACAAAACGUUUAACAUAAGUCUUUUAGUGCACAGCAACUUAUAAAGCAUAAAAACAACAAAUUAAAUAUUAUCCGCAGACAAAAUUAUGUAGUAACUAAAAAAAAAAAAAAAAA
Molecule: messenger RNA, 4460 nt
Organism: Solenopsis invicta (red fire ant)
Lineage: Eukaryota; Metazoa; Arthropoda; Insecta; Hymenoptera; Formicidae
Exons: 2
Coding region: 281-2464 (727 amino acids)
Source: RefSeq, a predicted model, not a curated record